Messenger RNA from Heterocephalus glaber (naked mole-rat), 9557 nucleotides. RefSeq names its product syntrophin beta 2 (gene Sntb2). Gene Ontology annotation, molecular function: protein binding; structural molecule activity. The record is from RefSeq and is a predicted model, not a curated record. Gene Ontology annotation, cellular component: dystrophin-associated glycoprotein complex; synapse; intracellular anatomical structure. NCBI's taxonomy places the organism in Eukaryota, Metazoa, Chordata, Mammalia, Rodentia, Bathyergidae.
CCCCGCCGAGCUGCCCAAGUCCAGUGAGCUGCGAGAGACCAGACAACUUCACCUCCCGGAAGCGGCUGUGCCGGCCCCUCCCGGCCCCUCCGGAAGGUGGGCGUGGCCCUCAUGAAUAAUAAGUUACGGGGGGGGACUGGGCCCGCCCCCUCGGGCGGGAAGGGGGAAGCGCCGAGGCUGUCUGACUGGAAUGAGGGUAGCUGCGGCGACUGCAGCGGCGGGAGCGGGGCCGGCCAUGGCGGUGUGGACGCGGGCCACCAAAGCGGGGCUGGUGGAGCUGCUCCUGAGGGAGCGCUGGGUCCGAGUGGUAGCGGAGCUGAGCGGGGAGAGCUUGACGCUGACGGGCGACGCCGCGGCGGCUGAACCCGAGCCCGCCCUGGGGCCGGCGGCGGCCACCUUCAACGGCCUCCCGAACGGCGGCGGUGCCGGCGACUCGCUGCCUGGGAGCCCGAGCCGAGGCCUGGGGCCCCCGAGUCCCCCCGUGCCGCCGCGGGGCUCCACGGGUGAGGCGGGCGCGUCGCCGCCGGUGCGCCGGGUGCUAGUAGUGAAACAGGAGGCGGGCGGCCUGGGCAUCAGCAUCAAGGGCGGCCGCGAGAACCGGAUGCCGAUCCUCAUCUCCAAGAUCUUCCCGGGGCUGGCAGCCGACCAGAGCCGGGCUCUGCGGCUAGGCGACGCCAUCCUGUCGGUGAAUGGCACGGACCUGCGCCAGGCCACCCACGACCAGGCCGUGCAAGCCCUGAAGCGCGCGGGCAAGGAGGUGCUGCUGGAGGUCAAGUUUAUCCGAGAAGUAACACCAUAUAUCAAGAAGCCAUCCCUGGUAUCAGAUCUGCCAUGGGAAGGUGCAGCUCCCCAGUCACCAAGCUUUAGUGGCAGUGAGGACUCUGGUUCUCCAAAACACCAAAACAGCACCAAGGACAGGAAGGUCAUCCCUCUCAAAAUGUGCUUCGCUGCUAGAAACCUAAGCAUGCCGGAUCUGGAAAACAGAUUGAUAGAGCUACAUUCUCCUGAUAGCAGGAACACAUUGAUCCUACGCUGCAAGGAUACAGCCACAGCACAUUCCUGGUUCAUAGCUAUCCACACCAACAUAAUGGCUCUCCUCCCACAGGUACUGGCUGAACUCAAUGCCAUGCUUGGUGCAACCAGUACAGCGGGAGGCAGCAAGGAAGUCAAGCACGUUGCCUGGCUGGCAGAACAGGCAAAACUAGAUGGCGGAAGACAACAGUGGAGACCUGUCCUCAUGGCUGUGACAGAGAAAGACUUGCUGCUUUAUGACUGUAUGCCAUGGACAAGAGAUGCCUGGGCAUCGCCAUGUCAUAGCUACCCUCUUGUCGCCACAAGGUUGGUUCAUUCUGGCUCUGGAUGUCGAUCGCCCUCCAUUGGAUCUGACCUCACAUUUGCUACCCGGACGGGCUCUCGGCAGGGCAUUGAGAUGCAUCUUUUCAGGGUGGAGACGCAUCGGGAUCUGUCAACCUGGACCAGGAUACUAGUUCAGGGUUGCCAUGCUGCUGCUGAGCUGAUCAAAGAAGUCUCUCUAGGCUGCACAUUAAAUGGCCAAGAGGUAAAAUUCACAGUGCAUUAUGAAAAUGGGUUCACUGUCUCCAGGGAGAAUGGAGGCUCCAGCACUGUGUUGUUCCGCUACCCCUUUGAAAGACUGAAGAUGUCUGCUGAUGACGGCAUCAGAAAUCUCUAUCUGGAUUUUGGUGGUCCUGAGGGAGAACUGACCAUGGACCUGCAUUCUUGUCCAAAGCCGAUUGUGUUUGUGUUACACACGUUCUUGUCAGCAAAAGUCACUCGCAUGGGACUGCUUGUCUGAGCAGCAAAAGUCAGAAAAGAGCCUUGACUGUCACCAAAAGUAUUUUCACCUCAAAAAAAAAGAAGAGGAAAAAAAGCACAAAAGAAAGCUCUUUGCUCUCUCUCCUCCUGUACAGUGCCUUCCCAAGGACCUGCAAAUCACUGCAGAACCAUAACUGGGUUUAAAGAAGAGGCUACCUUGGCCAGAAACUCUAGGACUUACUAAGCUCCAAAAUGAAGCUAUUGGUUUAUUGUCUCAUUUCAUAAUGUGGUCUAUAGGUAAUCAGGUUUAUUUCCCCUGUUAAAAAUGGUGGCUUUUUAUUUUUUGUUUGUUUCCUUUGGGCUUUUUUUGGACAUAGUCAAGUAGCCAGCCAAGAGCUGUUUCCUUCUCUUAUUCCUUAGGACUUGUUUCAGGCUUGGCCUUGACUUCUGACUUCUGGUAGCUUUCCCUUCCCAGGUGCUAGAGUGCAGCAGCCUGUGCUUCUUGGUCAUUCCACACGGGCCAAUGCUUCGUUAGUGCUGUCUUCACCUGCUCCUUCCACCCAAUGAAACCCUUGAGCUGCAUCACCAAAGGGUUUUUCCGUCUGUCCUGGGUCUCGCCAUAUCCAACCUACCCAUCACCACUUUGCCCAUCACCAGCUUUGCUGAACAUAAGUGCUAACUUUAGGGUUAAGAAACUGAAAAAUUUGAUUUGCCUUGCUUCUCCCUUUCUAGUGGUGACCAAGUUGAUGUGCAAUUUGAAAACCACUGCAUUGGAAGGAAAAUUUUACUUGUUUUAAAUUUUUCUGAUUUUAUCUUUGGUAGGAGCCAGGGUAUAAGAUUUAUUUUAAAAGAAAAUCCUCAUUUUAAUCUAAGCCAUCCUUUAUUGCUUACCAAAAUGUGCCUUUGGUUAGGAUUAGUGGAGCUGAAUUAGUCACUAUUUGAAUAACUGGAUAUCACUACCAUUCCAGGGAUAUUAUCUGUCCUAGUUUCAAGCACCAGUCUUUGAGGGGGUUUUCCUUAAUGGCAUCUUUUCUAGUGGGCGGAUCUCUUUGAGGAAGAUAAAUCUCAAGAGCCAGCCUGUUAAAGAGUAGACUUUUUGGGUGAAGCCAGCUCUUCAGCACAACAUCUUAUCAAGUUCCUUUGGGCUAUGUGAGCCCACACAAGAGCCUGGCCCUAGCUUUCCCUUUCUUUAGCAGCAGAGUAGAAUGGACAAGCAGCUGCCAGCUCAGGACUCCUUGUUGGCUUCGUAAGGAAUCCUGCAGUGGGCAGGGUGAUGAGAUCAUGGCACAGCUACCUUUGUUUUGUUAACUCUUGCCAGGUGUCAGCAUUAGGACACAGCAGCAGUACGAAUGCUGAUUUUGUGAUCUUAGAGAUACAUGCUCAGCUUGUUUUUCCUAAUUUUAAAGGAGAUAUGUAUCUUUGAAAACAUUUAAAAUAGUAUAUCUAUAUAGAAUGUCAAAAUUAGCUUGGUCCCUGGAUCUGAAAGAAAAGGAAAUAGUGACUUUGAUGUUCUGUAUGUAGUCUAAAGAGUGGUACAGAAGUAAUUCUUGUUUUCUAGAGCUAUCAGGAGUUCCACAGGAAGAUGUGAGCACAACAGAGGGUGGAAGAGAGUAGCACUCCAAAUGGGUAGAUGCACAUGCAAAACCUGAGCUGUUUGGUUUGAGGGCAGACCGACUGAUAAGUGGAGUCUGAAGGAGCAGGCACCCAAAGCAGACAGUGUAACUCUAGUGUUCUCUCUGCCCAUAAGCGAGGCCUUCUUCCCCUGUGAAGUGAGACUAACAGUAUGCAGAGGAUGGGGAGAGAUGUCUGUUCUUCCUCCAGCUUCAAAUAAGUGUUGAAAGUCCAAAAAUGAAUGAACUGAUCCACUUAACACUGGAAAUUAAAAUCUAGACAAGAAUAACUUUCAAGAGCUUUUCAUGUUUUGAAAAUUAGUAAACCUGGCUGUGCACAUUGGCACAUGCCCGUAACCCCAGCUAGAAGGGAGCCUGAGGUGGGAGGAUGUGGAGUUUGAGGCUAGACUGGGCAACUUAGACCUCAUUUCAGAAGCAAAUAAAUAAACCUGAAAAUUCAUAAACCUAACAUUAGUUCCAUCUGAGAUACGCAUGCAGGGCAGGGGGAAAAAGUGUUCUGAAGGUCCAGCUCUGAUUUCUGGAAGCAAAAUUUGAACAAAUAAUAACCUCAGAUAAAAGAAUUUGGACAUUUAUUAUUAAGACAAGCUGAAUGAUGCAUUCAUGGACUUCAGCAGCAAGGCCAUUUCACUGACAUUUUCUGUGUUAAUAUGAAAGGCAAAGCCACUAAGAUCUGCAGGGGAAUUUCAAGGCCACCCUGCUUGUUAGUAAUAUGACAAAGGUAUGUAGAAUAGGUGUGAUUAAAAUAUGGGCAGGAGAGGUAAGACGUGUACAUUUCAACUCAUUUUGUUCAAGCUUAAAUUGUCAUGUGGCACUGAGGCCCACAGGGUUUAUAAUAAUAUCUUUUGAGUUUGACGUGAAAUGAAAGCACAUGGGAGGGUUUUGUCCACUAGCAGCUCAAGACCAAGAGCCCUAAGCUGCUUGUUUUACAAACUAACAGCUUUCCAGUCAUGGGUAGUCAAGGUUGUUCUUUAAUCAAACAUGUUUAAGGGAUUUUCAAACCAAAUUAAGUGGUUUUUAUGAAUGGGACAACUUUAUAUAUAUGUAUUUUGUAUUUAGGUGCCAAAAUAUGGCUAAUUAUUUUCAAGUAAUAAAUGGGCAUUUUGAUGUUUCACCUCUUUUAUAGAACCAGGUAAAUGAUCAUUUCCUUUAUACUUUGAAUUAGAAAUAUGGUUGAGGAUGUGGUGGGUCCCCCUGUCCAGAAUGGAAAGAAACUGCAGUGAAACCCAUCAUCCCCUCCCCAAGUCCAAGGGACCACUUCCUAUGCUCCAAGACCCAGGCCCGGGCAUCUUCUCUGUAUUCCACACAGAUGUCUAAAAGCAGUCAAUCUGUAUAUGAAAAAUCUUCCUCUUCUUUCCCUAAAACUUCCCUUUCUCCCCAUAAUAAAAGAAAUGACUCCAUUUUUCUCUUUUUGAAGAAGGUAAGUCCUUACCUGAAGUCAUUAAACAAAACUUACCUGGAAAUUAGUGUCUAAUAUUUUAUAUGAAGAAAUACUUAAAUGUAUGUUUAUACAGUAUUUAUUAGAUAGUUGUAACUGUAAACCUACCUACCUAGUAGACAGAGUUCCAGGUAAAAUAUUGGGACAUUUACAGGCAAUCAAAAAUGUUAUUUUAAAUGCCAUUCUUCUGUUUUAAAGCCAUGUUUUAGCACUUUUUACACUGGGGAAAGUCUUAUGGUGCCUGUAUUUUAAUCAUCUGAAUUCUCACAAACUUUGUUACUGAAAAUUUUUGCAUGGCAGGAAAGACUGAAUUAUUUAUAAGCUGAAAAAUCUACCCAACAAAUGUCAUGUGUAACAAAUAGCUAAUAAUGUUACUAAUUAUUUGUUUUCCUAAUUUAUCCUUUUAAGAAGAAUGGCAACAAAGCUUUUUUCAGCUGAUUAAAUGUGCUUAGCUGAGGAACAAAAAUUUAUUCUUAAAAAAAAAAUUAAACUCUGGAAUCUGGACGAGAUUAUGUUUCUCCCAAAAAGAAGUUUAGCUGUAAGUGGUUUUGUGGACAAAAGUAUGUGGAAAAAGUUAUGAUGCUUUUUUAAAAAUGUUGUGAGAACUAAAGGACUUCUACUUUAAUUUAUAUGCAUGUGGAUAUAUUUGCUUUUAAAACCAUGGAAGAAUCUGUCCAUGUUUUUAAUGCAAAUUGCCUUCUAAGCUGCUAUGCAAAUUUAUUAAAAAGCCCUACCUGCUUAAAGAGUUAAACAUUUUUUACAACUUUCAGGGAAGACCUGUAGACUCGAGCACUUUCUCUGCCUUUUUGUAUCUUAUCUUGUACACUUACAUUGAUUUAUGUUCAUUAUUUUCACUGGUUAUAAGCUAUUGAUUGUACAUAAUACUUAAACUAUCCAAAUAUCCAGCAUACAUUUCUAUGUGGCUCCCAUCAGUCAUGGGUGCCAUGAAUGAAAUGGCUGGUUAGAAAGCCAAAGGUCUUUGUUCAAUCCCUAAUCCAGAUAUAGAAUGCCAAAUCUCUUUGGUCUCAAAGCAAAUUGCUCUAGUCAGAUCAUAAUAUCUGUGUAAUGAAAAGAGGCUUAUUUAAAUUUGAGAUUCUGCAGUUAGUUAUAUUCAUUCUUUUAUAUAUCUCUAUCAGGUAUAAUAUAUGUGCCAGGUGGUAUUAUAUUACUUUAAGUUUGGAAAUCUUCCAUUUAUUGUGGCUUUUCUUUUUGCAGCUAAAGAUAAAAGGAGAAAAUCUACUCUCUCUCCCUCUGUAUUUUUAUCUCUUUUUUUCUUUUUUCCCCCUCUGUAUGGGGGAUCAAACUCAGGACCUUACAUUUGCCAGGCAGGCGCAGUGCCACUGAGCUAAACCCCUGGCCCCCACUCUGUAUUUUUAAAUUAGUAAUCUGGAAUUCUUUUGUCUUUCCACAAAAUAGCCAACAGCAGCAGUCUGCCCUACCCCCAUUUUAAGCUAUAUCUUUCACUGUGUUGAGUACAAUGAAUGUGUGAUAAUAGUUUUAAAAUCAUUAUGCUGUAUGUCAGGAUUAUGUAUUUUUGAGCAAUAUAGUUAUUCCUAGGCUGUAAUGAUGUUAAAUAGAAUUUACUUUAUUCUAGUAAUAGACUGGUUAAGUGGCUGAUCUGAAACUCUCUUAAAAAAAAAACAACUAAAUACAUGUGGUAGAUCAGUGAUACAGGUUUGUUCUAUUAAAGGAUGGAAUUUCAAAUUAAGGGUAAGGUACAAUAAAUAGGCACAUAGAAUACAUCUGUUUUCUUGUCUCUUUUUGACACUGGCUAAAUUGCCAACCAGAAGGACAGUUAUGCAUUAACUUGAAAGAGUAUUUUAAGAGGUGUUUAUUUGUUUUGAUGCUGGGGAUUGAACCCAGUGCCUUCCUCAUGCUAACCAUGCUCUACCACUGAGCUACACCCCCAGCUGUUCGUUUACUUCAAAACAUAAAUUUGAGCUUUCCACUGUGAAUGAUUGAACCAAAGCAUAUUCUAGUUUUAGAAGGGAAUUCAGGGCCGGGGAUUUAGCUCAGUGGUUCUGCUGCCUGCUUUGCAAGUGCAAGGUCCCAAGUAUGAUCCCCGGUACCAAAAAAAAAAAAAAGAUAGAAGUAAAUUCAUAUUUAAUGUAAUGUAUAACUGUCUUUUGCAAAUUAUUGCUGCUCUCCAGUGACUACUUGAUUAUAUUCAACAAAAAUCUAUAUAAACUGUAAUCUUUGAAUUGGUUAAAACUAAAAACCUAUAGGGCCGGGAAUGUAGCUCAGCUGUGCAGCACCUCCCUGGCAAGCUCAAGGCCCUGAGUUUGAUCCCUGGUACAAAAACAACAACAAAACCCUAAAAACCUGUAAUACAGAAAUGAUAUGUCAUUAUACUGUAGGACUGGGAAUCCUGAUUGGAUUUCUAUACUGUGGAUCCUCUACCUUCCUCAGUUUGCGGUAGUCUCAUUUCCAUGCCAUUGACACAACUCUUAAAUUUUUGAGUCCCUCUUUAUCCCAUUCACAAAUAUACCCUUCAACCCUGACUGUUCUGUCACUUCUCCCAAAGUGAUAGAAAUUUCUUGUGAAUACACAAAAAGAUCUUUGAGGAUUUGGUGUAACUUUGAAACUACAAGGCUAAUUAAUGACAUAUUAAUUCAUUUAUUCUUUUAUCUAAUUAGCAUUUAUUAAUGUACAUUUCUGUACCAGGCAGUCUGAAGGGUCUAAAGAAAUUUCUUUCCUUUAAGUAGCACAUAAUCUAUUAUUUCUCAAUCCCAACAUGCCUUCUCUUUAUAAAUCAGCAGUUAGGUAAUUAGCUACUUUGUAUUUUUACCAAAGUAUAUCCACAGUUCUACUUAUCUGUGUAUGGCAAACUGGAAAAUGUUUUGGUUUUUUUUUUUUGGUACCAGGGAUUGAACUCGGGACCUUGUGCUUGUGAGGCAGGUGGUGGCACCACUGAGCUAAAUCCCUGGCCCUUGGAAAAUGUUUUGAAAGGCUACUCAGACCUUGACCCAUGCCAACAAGAAAAGAUCCAACCACAUUUAAGUACGUUGAUCUUUUCAUUAUAUGUAAUCUGUUUUGUUUUGUUUUUUGUACUAGGGAUCGAACUCGGGACCUGGAGCUUGCAAGGCAGGCGGCGGAACCACUGAGCUAAAUCCCCGGCAUUAUGUGUAAUCUUAAAUGAAAAAUCAGACUGUAGUUUGGGAAAGAGCAGUAUAUACAUAAGAUAAAUCAUAACAGACAUUAAGCUCUGGUGCUGAAAGUGGAUUAGUGGGAAAGGCUUUUUAAAAACUACUUUUAAUUACAACUGCAGAAAUAAAUGUAUAUUUCCUUAAUCUGUAUUUCUAAAUUUUGCUAACCCAUUCAUUUCCACAUAAACCAUUUAAGCAUUCUCAUUUGCUGAAAGUCUGUAUUCAUGGUAGAGUGUUUCUCCACUAAUGAUCAAUCAAACUGAAGAUAUUUAAAAGUUAGCAAACUCUCCACUUAUCCUAGAAAAUAGUGGGCAUUCAAACUCCACGGAAAGGGAAAAGGAGAGGUUGAUCAUAUUCUCCAUAAUUUUCAUACAGUAACAGUCCCUUUCUAUUACCUUGCUUUCCAUGGGUUGCUAGGGUCAGCUUUUCAGACAGUAUCCUUAGUCACGGCUAGGAGCUAUGUGUGAUGGGAGUAGCACAGGGACAUAGACACAUGGCUGCGUCUCCUUCGUUUUCAGGUGUCCUGGAGUAGUGCAUAAAAACUAGGUCCAAAGGGGCGGGGGAUUUAGCUCAGUGGUUUCGCCGCCUGCCUCACAGGCUCAAGGACCCAAGUUCCAUCCCCGGUACCAAAAAAAAAAAAAAAACUGGGUCAUGUGUUCCACAUCUUGGCCCUUACUAUACCUGCCCUUCGACAGUCAGGUGCUAACGAUUGUAUUUUAUCAAAACCAGCACACAAAUAUUGUCCUGUAGGUGUCUGUUCUUCCUAGGUUGAAAAAUGUUUUCCUUCUAUCUCAGUCCUGUGAGGGUGGGUGUCAUUUGUAUCUUUUCACCUGUUUUGUGAAUCAGUAGAAUUUGGGGGAGAGAAAAUAAUCUGAACUAAGUUUUAGGUUUUCACAGUCACCAAUCUCUAUGAUCUUGUCACUUGUAGCAAACCUGCCCUUACUAUAAGAACUGGGUUCUGAUUUUCUUCUCCAGUACAAGAUGCCAAUGUUAGGUUUAUAAUCUGUUAGAUGGCUUCAGCAUUAGAAAUACUUGGUUCCCAAAGAAUCUGUUUCCCUUUUAGUACCUUACCUGAGGUCUUGUAGAAGAUAAUGUGGGAAACCAAUACAUAUUGGAAGCCUAUUUUGGCUAAUCUUUGCAAACUCUGGUAAUACCUACUUGGAUUACUCUUUCCAACACUACUUUCAUUUUUUUUUGUUGAGUAUAAAGACUUAGAAGGCUAUAAUAAUAAUUCUAUAAAUAAUUAAAAAUAUGAUACUCUUUUUUUCUUUUUAGAAUUCUGUACUUAAACAAGACUUCUUUUUAAGUGUUGUUUAAAAUGUAACUCUGGCUACCAAAUCAAAAACUCAUGGCAUAAAAAGGGCAAUAUUUGUGUUCUUAAUUCUUUUUAAAAGAGCUUUAUGUAUAAUCUAUAAAUAUAGAUAUAUAGACAAUACUUCCCCUUGAGUUGCACAUCAACAUAUAGCAUUGUACAUUACAAUGAAAGUUUGUAACUUAAGGGUAUUAUAUAUAAAUACAUAUAUAUCUUUGUAACCUUUAUACUGUAAAUAAAAAAUUGCUUUUAGACUUGUA